Paramuricea clavata is the source of this 570-nucleotide messenger RNA. The record is from the annotation of a GenBank genome assembly. Lineage: Eukaryota; Metazoa; Cnidaria; Anthozoa; Malacalcyonacea; Plexauridae.
AUGAGCGAAGAUGAAUUGUAUAGUUAUAAGUCAAGACGUCCCGUGUCCUUGUCGACCACAUCAUCCUACCAACAGCUUCCUGCUUCAAAGGUGCCUUGUCAAAAUUUUCCUUCUAAACUACAGAUGGCAAGCCAACCAAGUGAAAUAUCGCAUAAUGCUACAGAAAGACGUAGUGUGAUGCGCGGUGUUCAAACAUUGCCUCAACGUAGAAACCAGUCUAGUGAUCCAAAACAUUCAAAACCGCAACAAGUACAAUCUCCAUCAAAUGCUCGAACAUUUGAAUACGAAUAUCAUACGUUCGUAAAUCCCACCUCAGCGUCAAAUGUUAACAAUGGAAUAGGAGUUGCAAAGAAUCCCCCUGAUAAAGAACCGAGCCCAAAUACAGCCAACGUGAUAGAAAGUGUGCUUGAAAGUAUGAUGUUACUUCAGCAAAGACAAACUGAAACAUUGAUAUCAACCCAUCAACAGCUCACCGCUUCAAUGACUUUACCACAACCAUCUGUAAACGUAUUUAAAGGCGAUCCUCUAGAAUACAGAACUUUCGUUAUGUCCUUUGACACCCGAAUAUAG